Messenger RNA from Branchiostoma belcheri (Belcher's lancelet), 2358 nucleotides. Its product is annotated as trichohyalin-like. The coding region runs from base 418 to 1353 and encodes 311 amino acids. NCBI's taxonomy places the organism in Eukaryota, Metazoa, Chordata, Leptocardii, Amphioxiformes, Branchiostomatidae. The transcript is spliced from 5 exons. The record is from RefSeq and is a predicted model, not a curated record.
AGGGAGGUUAUACGAAGGGUUCUACACAUUUGAGCGGUCUGUUGUUCCAAAGCAAGCACGGCUGGUCGCUAGUGUGGCUUUUAGUUACAUAGUGACGGGAGAUUUCGCUACAACUUGAGUCCCUUCGAAAAACGCAAAGGAGCAAAAGUUGCUGACGGCUCAAAGAGAACGGUGAAUUUUACGUAAGACGUGUGCGCACAUUUUCCGACUGUACUAGUAUACAGUGAGGUGUUGCCCUGUUGUUUGGGAACAGUUGGUCGAUAGCUGGGUACAUAUUGACUGUACUUAUCGAUUGGAAAAGGCGAACGCAAAGCGUGGGGAGGGGAAGACUUGGGAGGGAUUUCACAGUGACUGGAUGGGACUAGAACUCUUCGACAACAAAUUAUAACUAGAGGAAAACACAACCAAGCCGUUACCAUGGCAACCGGAGGGAGACCGGAAGUGACGGAGGAGGAACCGGAAAUCGACCCAUACGAGGGUCUGGACAACGAAGAACUCAAGAUCGCCUUAAAACUCGCGGAGGAAGAGACGCGAGGGCUGUACGCAGACUUAAAGACAACGAUGGAAGAACACGAGAGAGCCAAACAAGAUCUCGAGCAGAAGCUGACGAAAGCUCUACAGGAGAAACAGAGCAUCACGAAGGAAAGGGACGCAGCCGUGGCGAAGUUGAGAGGAGUUAAGGACGACUCGGUCGCGAAGGACCAUCGGAACUCGCAGAGAAUUAAGGACCUGCAGUCUAAGCUGCAGGAAAAGACUUUGGAAUGUAAGAGACUCUUAAGGAGUAACGAGCUGCUGAGGAAGAAACUCAACGCACAACAGGCCAAGAUGAAGUUCGAAGUUGACAAGGAGGUGAAGAAGUUUAAGAACCAGCAGCGAAAACUUGAGGAGGAGAAUGAAGAAGCGCAGAAGGAGGCGAAAGAAGCCGCGAAGAAAGUCCAACUUCUUCAAAAACAGAAAGAGGACGAGGCCCGGCGGAAGAUGCUAGCGGAGGAAAGACUCCACCGGCUGGAGCGGGAGAACGAGUUGAUGGAGCGGAGAAACUUCAUGACGGAGCGAGCACUGGAGGAGGCUGUACGGAAGAUGAAGGAGGUGCGAGUGGAGAAGGCCGUCCUUGAGGACAUGGAACGUGACCUUCAGGAGGUCGCGCACGCGCAGCUCGAACUCGCCGCCAGCGAGAAGGAGGAGAAGGAGGGGGAGAACCUGCGGAGCAUGCGCAGACGGGAGCUGGAGCGGACCAACAAGCAGAAGAGCCAGAUCAAGCCGGUUCAGGACACGCAUCACGUGCAGGCCACGCUCGACAUGAAGGCCAAGUUCCUCGCGCUCACCACCAUUCCUGAGGAAAAGGUCGCCUGAGACGACGUCACUUCCGCUGGCAACGUCACAUCCGGUGAUGAUGUCACAUGCUGUCAUGACUUUACAUCCGGUGAUGACGCCACAUCCCGUCAACGUAAUCGCCAAGCAGAUUCUGUAGCGCAAGGGGAGUUAGCCAAUUGGCCAAAUGAAGAUGGAGAUCGUGAUAGUGAAAUGUUUACCCGAACAUUGCAAUGGGGAACGUAGAGUUAGUGCAUUAAAUGGAGGCAUAGCUGGUUGACGUGUCACAACCAUCAAAAUAUAUGUUGUGUUCACAGGAUAAAAUAUCAACCAAACAAGGCGGAUUUUCUUUUGGUUUACAGAAAGUGUGUAUAUAUCUCAGACUUGUCCACAGUUAGUUAGCACUACCAUUGAAAAUACGAGAUAGUUUGUUUUUGCGAAUUUCGAGGUUUUUUUUCUAAAUCUGAUAACUUGUAUGCAAUUUGUAAAUUUUCACUGUCAACAAAAAGGCAAUAGACAUGAAUAUAGCGCGAAAUUGAAGACAGGAAAAGCGAUAACCUUUUGGACCUUUGACCUUACUUCCUGUCAGUAAGUUAACCUGAGUAAACCGAAGCUUCCAUGACCAUAAAUGAAAUUUCAAAUAGUUAAUUCCAACGCUGUUGAAUGUAACGCGUUACUUGACCUUCUAUCAGCCAUUUGACAUGUAAAAAUAAGUGUGAUGUUUGUAUUGAAUUCCUCCACAGGGCAAUAUGUAAUAUGUACAGAUUUAACCCAAUAUUUGAGUGUAAAAAAAGACAUACUGAUGAAGGUAUACGUUGAUAUGCUUUGUAUUCCAUGAUUUGAUGUUUUAUGUGUUUCGUAAAUUAAACCUCAAGCCAAAUAACAAAUUACGUUUUUGACCAGAAGAUAUUUGUUGCUAAGUUGUUACUGUAUAAGGUUAUUUGUGUGAAGGCUUCAUUGUAAAAAAAAUAAUUCAAAUUUAAAUAAGCCUUUGUACAAUCUUUAGACAUUGUGGAAACGUAGUUUAAUAAAGAUGGAUUGAUGACU